Mytilus trossulus (common blue mussel) is the source of this 3409-nucleotide messenger RNA. RefSeq names its product cerebellar degeneration-related protein 2-like. The record is from RefSeq and is a predicted model, not a curated record. The coding region runs from base 165 to 1496 and encodes 443 amino acids. Lineage: Eukaryota; Metazoa; Mollusca; Bivalvia; Mytilida; Mytilidae. The transcript has 4 exons.
ACAUGAUCAGUCAUGUGAUAGCCAUGGUAAAAUUAGAUAUCCAUCAGAAUUUCCUACGAGCAUGCCACGUUGUUUAUUUAUUAUACACAUCUGUUCGUGAUGUUUAAUUGGAAUUUUAGGACGAUAAUUUGCAAAUAAAUGGAUAAUUAAAAUAAAGACCUAAAAUGCAUGAAACGGAGGAUUUAAUGGACGAAGCAGACGAAAACCAGGAUUGGUACCAAAAUGACCUCCAUCUUGCCGCAGAGCUUGGUAAGGCUUUACUUGAAACCAACAGAGAACUGGAAACACAGGCGAUGCAUUUACAACAGGUCAAACAUGAACAAAGUCUGGAGAUUGAGUUCCUAUCAAAGCAAUUGGAAACGGCCAGAGACAAUUGUGAUUCUCGGAUGAAGGUGUAUGAGGAAUUGGACAGACACAACCAAGAGUUGGAGAAAACCAAUCAAAGACUAGUUUUAGAUUCCAAGGGAGAUAAACAAAGGGUAGAAAAGUUAUUAGCAACAGUUGAGCAUUUGGAGGAUAAAUGUGAAGAGUAUCAGAAAAAAAUUGAGGAAAUGAAAAAAGAAGAGACAAUAAAACAACGUCAACAAAAACAAGAAAGCAGACGUGCCUUAAGUUUGGCAAAUUUAAGGGAAAGUAGCGAUUAUUUAAGGAAUAUAUACAUUUCUGAUUUACAGUGGACAUAUAAUGAUCAAUUCAAAAAAUUACCAAUGAACCCAUAUGAAGUUGAAAUAAAGAAACUUCAAGACAGCAUGAAACAAAUGAAGGCACAAAAAAUCAUUGAUAAAAGGAAACAGGAAGACUUAGAAACAGAAGUUUCAUUAUUGUGGGAUGAAAAUGAAGCAUUGGACAAAAAGAACAAAGAGUUUGAAGAACAAAUUCACAUUUUGGAGGAUGACCUCCAGAAAUCUAGACUAGAAACAACAAAAACAUUAGCUUAUGAAUUAAGUAAAUUUGAUCCUCAAAAUGUGAUAGCAAGUGAAGUAGAAGUUGAUGAUACAGAAUUCACUUCUAAGGGGAAGUUAGUUAAACUGGAUGGAGGUGGUAGUUUAUAUGGUAGUACCGAAUCUGUCAAUCAAAUUGCACCAGACACAAAAGAACUGUCGCCAGUUGAUCCGGAUAAAAACAGUGUUUCAAUUUUGAAUGAAUUAGAAACUCAAUAUCACAAUUUAUUUCAAAAGUAUGAAGAUUUGUUGCAAGGGAAGGGUAAAAGAUCUGGGAGCUUCAAUGAAGCAACAGGAGAAAGUUUUGAUUCAGUACUACAAAGACAACUUGCUGUGUCCCACAAAGAAGUUCAGACAUUGUUGAAAUUACACACAAAAGAUGCAUCCUGUGGAGGUGCAUCUGCCGAGGAUCCACCGCCAUAUAAAUCUAUUUUUAGAGAUAUAUUUGCAACUUUGAAGAAAUCACGGAUUGAGGAAUCAGGGGAACAUCCUACCUCAGCUAGUGGAACACCAUUAACAAGUCCAGUUUGCCCAGACGAAAAACCAGUUCAGUGAGAAAGCUGAAACACUGCCAAAUUAAACAGUAUUCUUCAAUACCAUUAUGCAUAUAAAUGUAAUUUGUUCUUUUUAUCACUAAAUGCAGUAUAUAUUACUACAGUUCUUGUCGUAAAACUUAGCGAUAAAAUUGAUAACAAGUCGUACUAAAAUGUUCACAAUUUGCAAGUUAUUAUCCUGCUAUGCUUUUGUGAAAAGAGUUCUUUAGAAUUUUCUCUGGAAUAUCUAUGUUCACAAAAAUGAUGUUAUUGUAAUGAAAUUCAGAAUUGUCUGGAAAAUGUAAGUAAUAUUAUAUUGGGUAUUAUUAAAUUAUAUCAAAUAUAUAUAUAUACAAUGUAUUCCAUAAUAUAAUAGUAUUUCAAUGUAUACCAUGGUUUGCACAUCACAAAGUGUACAACAAUUAAAGUAAAUAUGAAGCAAUAAAUAUUUUGGAUAAGAAAUAUCCUUCAUUAGUAUGAGCAGCCUAUGUUAAAUGGCAUGAUGAGAUUUAUUCAUAAAAAAAAUGAAGGUCAUCCACAUUAACACUGACCGUUGUUUGUAGAAAAAGAAAUUUACAUCUUUAUAUAUAAUCCUGAACUGCAUAGAAAUUAAGUAUUACAAUAUUUGAAAAGAUAGAUUUAUAUCAUUCUAUAAUCUUGUAAACUAUAUACUCUAAGCAUUUACAAUACACUUUUAAGAUGUAGUUUUUAAACUGUGUAAAGUAUUUUUUCCAUAACAAUCUGAUACUUUCAUUAGAAGAUCAAUAUCUACGAUCUAAGACGUUCUAUAAUAUAUAUAUGUAUAAAAUUAAUUAAAGUUUUGUACUAAUAUAAAUUUAUUUAAAAUAUAAUACACGUAAAUUGUAGUAUGCCAAUGCAUCUACAUAUUUAUUUAUCCAUGUUCAACACGUAGAAACAUUUGUGCCAGAUUUUAUUUUGAAUAUAUUAUGUAUAUUAUUAAUAUUAACAUGACAAAGUUAAAAUACUGGACAUCCUCGUUUGAUGUGACUGUGUUAGUGUAAUUUCUCUUCUUGGUUUCAGUCAUUUCAAUCAAGAAACUGGUAACAUUUUAGCAUGUCUUCGAACAAUCAUUUUUUUUUAUAUAAAGAGGUCUUUAUAAAUUAUGUUGUAAUGUUGUGUUUCUUCCGUUGAUGGCUCAAUAAAUUAUACCCCAAGUUACAUACAUUAUUUGUAUCUAAUAUUCAACAAAUUUUAAAAUCAGCCUAUACCACUAACCUUGACCACCCUUAUUUAGGAUUAAUUACCCUCAAAAUAUUAACUUUUUUUUAAAGCCAAUCAUAAUUAUUUGCCACCUAUAGUCUGAAUGGUACUUCAGGACGGAUUUGACUAUCAGUGAUGAACUUGGUACACCUAUAUAGUGCUAAAAAAUAAACAACAGAGAAUAAUGGGCUAAUAAUUUGGAAUAGAGAAAAUUGGUAUAAAAAUAUAGAUUUACAGAAAUAAAGACCCCAAUACAGAUCCUCAUGUUUGACUAUUUAAUGCUUUCUAUCAAUAUUGUAUUUAUAUGUCUGUUAUUGAAACAAGACAAUCAAAAAUGUGUUAGUGAGUACUGUGGAUUCAUUUCUAUUUGUUGGAUUCAAAUUUUAGUGGAUUUCUUGGUUACCUAGGAAUAUAAGAAACCACACAUUCCAAUGUCCAAUGAAUUACAAAUUUUUGGUAUGAAUAUAUGCAGACUUUGGCAAAACCCCAAAAUCAAAUAUCCACAAAAAUUGAAUUGGUUCUUACAAAAAUAAAUGAAUUCACAGUAGCUAGUUUCAUUGAAGCAGCAUUAUUAUGGUAAAUGACUUGCGAUGUUUGACCAAUACUUUUAUGAUAUUAUUGUUGUUGUUUCCAUGGAAACUCUAGUCUUUUAUUAUUGUCUAAUUUAUGUUGGAGUGAGCUAUUUUGUUUUCAAUAAAGCAAAAGAUAACUGUU